AUGGAUCUUUACAGUAACCUCGUGGUACCACAACCACCAGUAUUCUACGCCACAUCUCGGGGAAUGCCCUACGUCUACGGGGGCAGCUACCGCCAUUAUGGAGGCUCCGCCUAUUGUUCGAACGCCUACCGACAACAGACCCCGAUUUCAAUGAACCCACUCCCUUUUCCACCAACUCAUAACCUCCUUGAUACCUACCCGGAUAAUCAACAGGCUACGGUCCACUGGCGUACACAAGACAUUCCUCCUAGCUCAACAUCGAAAGACCUCUGGGACAUCAAUGACAAGAGGCUCCCAAAGGCACCACGGAUUGACCAGUUUAACCUCUGGCCACAGGGACAUUGUCACCUCGUCUAUAAGAAAAUGAGCUGCGAUUCAGUCAAGCGGCAUGCGAGCGGUUGGGCGAUGCGGAAUACAAACAACCACAACAAACAGAUACUGAAGAAAAGCUGUCUUGGUGUCCUGCUGUGUGAUUCUCCCGGCUGCGACGUGGCACUACGACCGGCAAUUUGUGACAAGGCACGAAAAAGCCAAGAAGGCAAACAAUGCACGCGAAAGGGGUGCCCAGGCCGGAUCAGCCUUCGUCCAUGUCACGGCCACGGUGGCUAUCCUGUGACGCAUUUUUGGCGUCACAUCGGUGACCUUGUGUUCUUUCAGGCCAAAGGGACCCACGAUCAUGUACGUCCCGAACUCAAGGCCAUUCGAAGUAAGCCCAACCGCUCUAAGCCCGCCAACUCUGCCUCUACCAACUAUCCUGUCAAGCUUGAAGAAAAUACUCCCAAAUCUACUCCAGUGGCUUCGUCGUAUUCCUCAAUUUACCCUACUCAUGCUAAUCAAUUUCCGGGUGUGUGCGACCCCUCAUACGGGAUGGCAAAGGCAGUUGUCGCGGCCGCCGCAGCAUCAUAUAACAACUUUCCAGGAGGUGGUGGUGUUGGCCUUUGUAGCCCUCCUCGCCCUCCACCAUUUCAUUCCGCACCCCCUCCCCUAAAACGUGAAGACCCCGCAUUUAAUGACAACGGCUUUCAAUAUCAGAUCAGCUCAACCACCACAGCCUCAGGUGGAUGUGGGCUGGAAAAUGGCUCCUGGUCUAACAACCCCUCUCCGCCUCCAGUCAACGCACAGGGGGAGGGGGAUUUUCCUCCAUGGCCGCCUCAGACGUCUAGACCAACUUCAGAAUACUAUCCUAAUCACCACCACCCCCUUCAGGCGUCGAGUACACCUAUUCGGACUCACUUUCUUACCCAACCAUCUAAUGCCGCAUUCCCCUACCUACCUUUUGACAGUUCCUCCCUCAGAUCUUCGGGAACCGGCAGUAACAGCAACAGCAGCAAUGACAGAAGGUUAUCAUGA
Molecule: messenger RNA, 1350 nt
Organism: Mesocestoides corti
Lineage: Eukaryota; Metazoa; Platyhelminthes; Cestoda; Cyclophyllidea; Mesocestoididae
Source: the annotation of a GenBank genome assembly